Messenger RNA from Cyclocybe aegerita, 690 nucleotides. Lineage: Eukaryota; Fungi; Basidiomycota; Agaricomycetes; Agaricales; Hemipholiotaceae. The record is from the annotation of a GenBank genome assembly.
AUGUUCUUAGUCCGUCUCUUAGACGGCCUUCGUAUUCAAGAUGCUGUACCCCUCAUACCAGCAAGGGCAACCCCGCAAACUCGUCCACUUCCACUGCCACCACCGCCACCAUAUCACGGCGAUUAUCCUGCACACAUACUUGAGACAUACGGGCAAAUCCCAUUAUCACGGCCGUAUAUCGUCACAGAUGAUACACCAUUCAUACCCCUGUGGCGGCAGGUCCUUGCCUACUGGUUUCCCUGCUUGGAAGGAUUCACUCUAGAGGAGAAUUGGUACUUGAGAAGCGAACGACUGCCAUUCCUCCCAGCUACCGAGCCAGCGUCCUUCGCGAUCCUUCUACAUGGGCAGCCUAUCCUUCUGCUGCGGCUGCACGGCGUGACCGAGUUCGAGUCACUCCCCGCGCGGGCCUCGCUGCGCUCGGGCGCUAAUCGAAUGUUCGAUUCAGUGGCAUUGUGGAGUGGCCAUCCGGCGCUUUGUGUGGUAUCAGCAAUUGGUGCGAAGUGGAAUGCUUUCUUACGACCGACGGAUAUGACCAGUGCAGAGGCAGAGAACGUGCUAGGCUAUGAUUGGUACGGAGAGUGGAAAGGAGAUGUGGUCUCGGCUGAAUCACAUCGGGCGCUGGGGCAGUACUUUAAGGUUUUGAAGGCCUCGCGUGAGUUAUUCAUACCUCCGUUGGCUGGUGGUGACUAA